This is a messenger RNA of Neurospora crassa OR74A, 3361 nucleotides long. RefSeq names its product amino-acid permease inda1. Gene Ontology annotation, molecular function: amino acid transmembrane transporter activity. Bases 1306 to 3012 code for a protein of 568 amino acids. Gene Ontology annotation, biological process: amino acid transmembrane transport. NCBI's taxonomy places the organism in Eukaryota, Fungi, Ascomycota, Sordariomycetes, Sordariales, Sordariaceae. Gene Ontology annotation, cellular component: membrane. The record is from RefSeq and is a predicted model, not a curated record. The transcript is spliced from 4 exons.
ACGACGGGGGACGUGGGAGGCAGUGUCGUUCGACGGGUGGCAGCCCAGGAAGCAGGCACUGCAGUCUCAAUCUGGGACGAUGACUUCCUUCCUUCCAGAGUGCGUGGACCGAAUGGCAGAGCAGCCCACUGCAGUGCCGGAAUGUUCUCUUCAGUUAGUUCUGCCUGUUUGUGCCAACUGGUGGACGACCCUCCGACGAGACUGGACGGCAUGUGUUCCAGAAACGAGGGAUCACCGAACCGACAAUCAGUGCGACACCCACCAACAAUCGACUGGCAAGCACCUCAAUUGUCAGAAUCAGCUAGAAGCCCGUCCGAUGACCGAUCCCGUUUUCUGGUCAGGUCAACGGCCUUGCGCCGUCUUGCCUUGCCCGGUGUCACUUCAGUACUACGAAAUCUGCCCUGUCGCUUUGCCAUGACCACUGCCAUCUGGACGAUAAAGGCAUCAAGAGAAACAUCGAUGGCACUCCGCGGUUGGGCUGACACCUAGCAGGGGCAGAGGCUCCAGACCACCUAUGGUACAUGCCCGAGUGUCCCAGGAGAGUGGUAUGCGUCCGAUGCACUUUGAGACUGGCAGACGAUGCCGGAUCAGCAAUCCAAAUCGUGUGAUGCAAAAACGAUAUCAUGUCAAAGCUCUCUGGAGGCAGUGGGGUGAAGGUGGCCAAGGACUAACCUGGUUCCCGACCAGUGACGGACAUGGCAGCCAGUCGACCAUUCCCAAACCACGGCGUACCCGUUCCAAAAACGGACCUGUUAUCUUCAAGUCAACCCCCCACACAGCCUCGUACGCCAUCAUCGCAGCUGGACUCCAUCGAAGGCGGACACCAAGGCUGCGGUUGGCGACCCAGUGUGGUACUCAGGGACUGUCUUACAGCGAUGCUGUGAAUAUAUCUCUCCGCCAAAUUAUGCCCAUUGGCCAGUCUCUCAUUUGGCAGGACAUUUGGCCAUGCAGACUGGUGGCGUGCUACCCGGCAAUAGGAGGGUUGCAAUAUGAGACACCGACAACGAUCCCGGUCAAGUGUAACAAAGAAGAAGCAAAGCCAUGUUCAUCAUCCAGUACUAGUGUGCGUAGCUAUGCCGUCCAGGACGCACGCGGAUAUUGGAUGAACAAGGUAUGGGCUGGACGGGACAUGAACCUUCAACCUUGCACACACAUAUCGUCCCCCCUCCCUUCUUGUCACCCGUCCUUUAUAAUACCCCAGAUCUCCCUCCUUCCUGACGCGUUGCGCCUGCAGCCAGUCUUUUGUCGCACUACUGAUGCUACUCUGACCACCGUCUCCCGCUUCCAAACAUCGACGUCGAAACGAUGGCGGAAAAACACCUACACUCUUCCGACCCGGAAUUGGCCGGCGUCCCUUCACGACACAGCUCGUCCGAGAGGAAAAACGAUGCCUACAUGGAGGGUGCCGCUGUCCUUGGGGGUGAGGACGAAGCGGCCAGGUAUGGCUACGUGAGUCGUGGUCUCAAGUCGCGUCACAUUCAGUUCAUUGCUCUGGGCGGAACUAUUGGUACCGGUCUCUUCCUCGGCAUCGGAAAUGCCUUCACCCACGCUGGCCCUCUCUCCAUCCUGCUCGGUUAUACCUUCACCGGUCUCGCUGUUUUCGGUAUGAUGCAGUGUCUCGGUGAGAUGGCCACAUGGCUUCCUCUUCCCGGUGCUAUCCCUCAGUUCUGCGCUCGAUACGUCGACGAUGCUCUCGGUUUUGCUGUCGGUUGGAAUAACUGGUACUCCGCCGCCAUCACUCUAUGCGCCGAAAUCUCGGCCGCCUCUCUUGUCAUCGGCUUCUGGGAAGGUGCUCAAAGCGUCAACGUCGCCGUGUGGAUCAGCAUCAUCUGGGUUGUUAUUAUUUUUCUCAACAUCUUUGCCGUUUCUCUCUACGGCGAGGCCGAAUUCUGGUUUGCAUCUAUGAAGCUUAUCACCAUUGUCGGCCUGCUCAUCAUGGCCUUCAUUGUCGACCUUGGCGGAAACCCGCGCCACGAACGUCUUGGUUUUCGCUACUGGAAGAACCCGGGCGCCAUGAAAGAGUAUCCACCCCAGGUGCACGGCGACCUUGGUCGUUUUUUGGGUCUCUUUUCUACCCUCGUCAACGCUGCCUUCUCCUACGGCGGUGUGGAAAUGGUCGCCGUUGCCGCUGGUGAGGCCGAAAACCCACGCAAGAACAUCCCCAAGGCCGUUCGUCGUGUCUUCUGGCGUAUUCUCUUUUUCUACGUCUUGGGUUCUCUCGCCAUUGGUGUCCUUGUGUCUUCCAACGACAAGGGCCUCCUUGAUGCUCAGGCCGAAGGCCGCUCCGACGCUGCUGCCUCCCCAUGGGUUAUUGGCAUCAAGAACGCUGGCAUCUCCGUCUUGCCCUCCAUCAUCAACGCUGUCAUCUUGACUUCCGCGACUUCCUCUGGCAAUGCCUUCCUUUACACCGGCUCUCGCUACCUCUACGCUUUGGCGCAGAACCGUCAGGCCCCACGUAUCUUCCUCACUUGCAGCAAGAAGGGUGUCCCCUAUUACGCCGUUGCCGCCACGGCUAUCAUCGGCGGUCUCACUUACCUCUCUGUCGAUCCCAACGGUGGUGCCGCAAAGGCGUUCAGCUGGUUCCAGAACUUAACGACCAUCGCUAGUCUCUUCACCUGGUGCUCCAUCUGCGUUGCUUACCUUCGCUUCUACAAGGCGCUAAAGGCUCAGGGCAUUAGCCGCGAUACCUUGGUCUUCAAGAGCAGGUUUCAACCAUACACGGCAUGGUUCGCGCUUAUCUACUUUGCUGUCAUUAUCAUUUUCAGCGGGUUUGCUGUCUUCAUCAAAGGCAAUUGGGAUGUCGCUGAUUUCAUCGCUGCCUACAUUGGCAUCCCCAUCUUCUUCCUUCUGUACGGUGGCUGGAAGAUUAUCAAGCGACCAAAGGUCAUAAAACCAUCGGAGGCCGAUCUCACGACUGGAAAGGCGGCGCUUGAUGCAGAGGAUGAGCAUUGGCAGAGAGAGUAUAAGCCUCCUGUCACCAUAAUUGAAAAGAUUUGGGAUUGGUUGGCGUAAGCUGUAUAAUCAUAAGGCUUGAUGGCGUUGGCGAAGGCGGUUGUUCUCGUUGUCUUCUGGAGAAGUGUCAUGAGCAAGCGACUUGGUCGAAAAGAGCGGUGGUUUUCUAGAAUUUAUACCCCAUAGGAAACUUGACGAAUGCUAAUGUCGAUAACAACGGCCUCAAUCGAUUUGUCAAUCCAGAGUUGUGCGUCGAAGAGUGCCUAGUUUUCCGGCUGGGUUCGGGUGUUCUCUAUCAUUCACACCAUUUCUUCCUUUGAACGAGCAAUAAACGAAAACUGAAACGAAAAAGAAGGCCAAGUUAGGUAGUCGAGCAUUGAUUGAUUCUAUGUUUAUUGAAGCAGAGAGU